Durio zibethinus is the source of this 456-nucleotide messenger RNA. NCBI's taxonomy places the organism in Eukaryota, Viridiplantae, Streptophyta, Magnoliopsida, Malvales, Malvaceae. The record is from RefSeq and is a predicted model, not a curated record.
AUGGGUGGGCAAAGCUUGAAAGGCUUAUUCAAUGAGGAUACAGUAGCUAUUCAUAUUAUUGAUGGUCUUGUUAUGCUUUAUGUUUCAAAAAUGAUUCCUGAUUUUGACAAAGACAGGUUCUAUGCUUCUGGUCAUGUCUCUUUUGGCAAAUUUUCAAUUGCUUUGAAAGUCAAAAGCAUGAGUCCAAAUUAUGCCCCAAGUGAAAAUAAAAAUUUGGAUGUUAAAGGGACUGGAUGUUUAUGGAUGACCAUAGAAAGAUUGAAAGUUAGGAAUGUUUUAUCAAAGGAAGAGCAUAUUAAUGUGUUGCACAUUUCUGCACUACAAUUAAUUGGUUUAUUGUUAGAGCCAAAUGAUGCACUAGAAGAGCUUGAAAGUAAAGUUAAUCCACUCUCAAGGAAGGCUAAAAGAGGAAAGAUCUUUCUGGAAGUUGGGAUACCAUAUUUGGAAGUAAAAUAG